This is a messenger RNA of Amphimedon queenslandica, 2315 nucleotides long. Its product is annotated as general transcriptional corepressor trfA-like. The transcript has 2 exons. NCBI's taxonomy places the organism in Eukaryota, Metazoa, Porifera, Demospongiae, Haplosclerida, Niphatidae. The coding region runs from base 34 to 2157 and encodes 707 amino acids. The record is from RefSeq and is a predicted model, not a curated record.
ACUUUAUUUGAAUAUUUUCCCGCCACAUCAAAAAUGGCUGUCAAGACAGAGGAGGAUGUUUGUAAUUUUGAAUUUCGCUUCUUCGUGAAAGAAUUGGACUACCACCUAGAAUCAGGAGUAGCAAGUGAAGAUACUUCUUUAUUAUCUCUGGGGGUUCGACUAUUGGACUUUCCUCCAGUAUUUAUUCAACUGAGUAUUGAUUUCUUGAAAAGAAAGCCACAAAUAGCCUCGUCAAAAGGAAAGGCAUGCAAGUUCUCAAUGAUUCGUUCCUCCUUUAUCAAACUCUUAGAUACCACACCUUUUUCUCUCAGCCUGUGUCUCAUGCAGUCACGUGACACAUCAGGUGACAUUAUACUGGCCAGUGGGGCAGUGAACGAUAGCAAAAAAUGGAUGCAGCAUUUAAUGCCAAAUGUACAGUGGUCCAAUGAUCACGCGUUGAUUAAUGAGACUUACUUAUUACAUUUAUUGAAGGAUGGCUCAAAUGAUGUGCUAGGACAUGUUGUAAUUAAAAUAAAAUUAUUAGUCACGGGACAAUCCUCGCCACCUGUAGCAGCUCUAGGUCGCGAUACCCUGAAUAACAAUGGGUCAGCACAUGAUGACAAAGUCACUAAUAUUAAAUCUAUUCCUGAAAUAGAUACUGAUAUUGAUUCUAAAGCUAAUGCUGAUAUUGAUUCUAAAGUUAAUGCUGAUAUUGAUUCUAAAGUUAAUGCUGAUAUUGAUUCUAAAGUUAAUGCUGAUAUUGAUUCAGUUACUGGACAGAAACUACCUGCCGUUAGUGUGAAGUAUUACCUGCCUAACACAUGGUUUCCUCCUCCUCUUCAAUUCACUGCUACACGAAGCAUCAGCAACACUUCACUGAGCUCCAUUGAUUUGGAAGAAAUACCAGAGAGGAGUAGAUUAUUAGAAAGAAGAUCUAGAGAAGAGAAUAAUGAAAAGGGAAGGAAAAAGAAAGAAGGAGACAAGGAAAUAAGACAUAUAAGUCCAUCGUUUCAUCCCAGAGAUGAGUCGUUGCAUUGGGCUGCUCUUAUGGAAGGAAACCCCAACAGUUUUCCUUGGAGGAACAUUGGAUUAAGAUCACCUCCUUUAAAGCAAGACAAUCCUAUUAGAAAUACUGAAACUACAUGUGCAUCUUCUAAUUCUCCUUCUACUCCACUUUUAUUAGAGGAUAGACCAUUUCCAGUCUUAUCUGCACUCUGUGAUGAAGUGAUGUGCUUAAGACAAAUGCUACCAAGAAGAGAAGGAGCUAAAGAGACAUUGAGCAAAGGAGUACAAACUGAGGCAGUGUCACAAGUUUCUAGUGAGGAGAAAAAGAAAACCAAAGAAAGGAGGAGAAAGAAAUCAGGAGGGGAGAAAGAUGGUUAUUACAUAAAACAUGACACCAUUAGCAAAAAGCAUAGUGAAAGAAAGAAGAAAUCACAAGUAGUGUCCUCCUUAAAGAAGCCAAUGGAGAGAGUUCCAUCUACCAUUCCAUCACCAUUGACAUUGAAUGCAUCUUCAAUGAGAGAUCAUACAAGAAGAAAUGGCUCUACUAUUAACAAAGAUGAUAGCAAUUUAAGUUUAAAAUCAUCAAGUCCAUCCUCACACCCACUCUCACCGGAGCUUCCUCCAUCACCUCAUCACUCAGCAUCUCACAAUGACAUUCCAACUCUUGUUGAACCUUUUGCCUAUCCUGCACCAGCAAUCAAUAUUUCACCUUCAUCAUCAUCAUCUUCUUCCUCUUCAAUACUCUUACAAUCUAAAGGGAAACUGGAUAUUUCUGUUUUGAGUAAGAGCACUGAGUCCUUGCCCAUUGCUCGGGCUGAAGGAGAGGUGAGCAAGGUCAAGUCAUUUUUAAGUGCUGGGAGCAAUAUUGGUCAAAGAAUAUACCUAGCAACAUCACUGCAGAGUCUGGGGCAGAUGAGCACUGAGCAGGGAGAUGAUGAUGAUGAUGAGGAGAAGGAAGAAGAGGGGAGUGAUGAAAAAGCAGAAGAGCAGAAAGAGAAGACAAAAGAAGAGAGCUCACAAGAAGAGAAAGGGGAACAAAUAUUGCCUGAUGCUGAUAGCAAUGUCAGAGCUACGGGGAGUGUUUCUGUAUCUUCUAAUAGCAUAAUGGAAGAAAUUGAUGAAGACUCAUAUAAUUAUACAGAUGAUUUUGAAUCGGAUCAUGAUGAAGAUUGAAAAGGUCGAAUACAUUGUUGGUCACACUAUAAUAGUCCAUUUAUGAUAAAGACAAAACGACAAAAUAAUAAUAAUAAUGAUUACACAAAAAUAAUGAAACAUAAUACAAAAAGUUUGUAAAAACACGUAUGCCUACCAGUUUUUGUAUGCUAAUGUGC